This is a messenger RNA of Aaosphaeria arxii CBS 175.79, 2498 nucleotides long. Its product is annotated as FAD/NAD(P)-binding domain-containing protein. The transcript has a single exon. Gene Ontology annotation, molecular function: oxidoreductase activity. The record is from RefSeq and is a predicted model, not a curated record. The coding region runs from base 276 to 2186 and encodes 636 amino acids. NCBI's taxonomy places the organism in Eukaryota, Fungi, Ascomycota, Dothideomycetes, Pleosporales.
AUACGGUCCAUCUGUCUCGGACCUUCUCAAUUAUCUUGUUGAGUAUGUACCGUGAUGCAUCACAGCAAAGGGUUUCAAAAAAGCCAAGAAGGGCGCUUGGUAGGCAUUAAGCUAGUAUUUGGCGCUGAGCAGGCUAGGGUUUACUCUGCAAGCAUGUUGGGUGCAUAACGCUUUAUCGUUGCAUACAUAAAGGUAAAUAAACUGCCACGCCUAAUUGUAUAGUCUGCCCUGCGGGAUUCAACUACUUUCCCAUUAUUCUACAGUUUCUUUUUGCCAUGUCCGGUAUUCUGGAUAACGGUCUUUCCUAUGUGGACGCGCUCCAAGUUGAGCAGCGCUACGGAACAGAAAGGGCCAAACGACUUCGCCCUGAGGGAGAUAAUCAGUUCAUCGACAUAUCGCAUUCCCCACAGCAUCAAUCAUUUUUAGACGAUCCUUGGGUCGACCCGGGAAAUGUUCAAGACGCGAAGACAUUGUUUCCAAACAGCCGAUGCCAGAUGCUCGUACUUGGAACGGGUCUGGGUGGUCUCGUGUACGCGGUACGCAUGAUUCAGGCUGGUAUCAAGCCAGAAGAUAUCCGAAUGGUCGAUGUUGCAGGAGGAGUUGGUGGUACGUGGUACUGGAACCGAUAUCCAGGAGCGCACUGCGAUAUCGAGAGCUACUCCUACCUCCCGUUGCUGGAGGAGACGGGAUAUGUACCAAAACACAGAUACUCUCGAGGCGAGGAAAUUCGCGAAUACGCCAAUUUGAUAGCUGAAAAGUGGGAUCUCUCCAGGAGAAUUGCGUUCCAAACCAAAGCCCAAAAGCUUACGUAUGAUGAGAAUAACAAGGAGUGGGUUGUCAAGCUAGAGCAGAGGCAGGCAGACAAAGAACCUCUGCAACUGGACGUGCGUGCCGAGUAUGUUGUGACCGUGAACGGUCCACUCAACUGGCCGAAGCUUCCAGGAAUUCCUGGCAUCUUGGACUACAAAGGCGACAUUUUCCACGCUUCACGCUGGAAUUACACAGCUACUGGAGGUUCGCCGGACGACUGGUCGCUCACCCAGCUUAAAGACAAGACAGUGGCCAUAAUAGGAACAGGAUGCACUGGAGUUCAGAUCACUCCGCAGCUUGCACGCUGGGCGAAGCAUGUGUACGUCGUCCAACGUACACCUGCAUCUGUCGAUCAUCAGGACCAAAAGGAGACAGAUGAAAAGUGGUUCCGUAAUGAAGUUGCUACUUCACCAGGAUGGCAACGAGAGCGUAUGAAGAACCUCCACGAACACUUCACUACGGAGGAAUCACCCUCAGUGAACCUAAUGGGUGAUGCGUGGACCCGCGCUCCAGCACUGGUCGGCCUUACUGGCAACGUGAACGGUCCAAAGACCAUAGAAGAACUCCCUGCAUACAUGAAGAAGCUCCAUGCAAUCGACCUACCGCGACAAAACCGUCUUCGAAAACGCGUAGAAGAAGAGGUUCACGACAAAGAUACUGCUGCAAGACUACAAGCGUGGUACCCCUCAUGGUGCAAACGUCCAGCCUUCCACGACGAAUACCUCUCGACCUUCAACCGCUCUAACGUCACACUCCUCGACACUGAAGGCAAAGGAGCCGAUCAAAUCACCAACGACUCCGUUAUCGUAGACGGCAAAUCGUACGUCGUCGACCUCAUCAUCUGCGCAACCGGCUUCCGCGCCCCCUUUACCGGCACCCCGGCCGAGAAAGCCAACGCCACAUUUUUCGGGCGCAAUGGCGUCUCCAUUACCGAGGAGUGGGCGCGCAACGGUCCGAAAACGCAACACGGUGUCCUCGACUACAAUUUCCCCAACCUCUUCUUCUCCGGGCCCUGGCAGGGCGCUAACUCCCCAAAUUAUCUCUUCGCCGUUGAUAUGUUCGCGAGGCACGCAGCGUACAUACUGGCUGAGGCGCGGCGCAAAGCGCAUGGCAAGAAGUUUGCUGUAGCGCCUACAGCUAGUGCAGCAGAGAAGUGGAGUAUGGAAGUUGCAAUGAAGUCGGCGCCCAACAUGGCUAUUAUGGGCUGUACGCCAAGUUACUUGAAUGUAGAGGGUGGAUUGGAUAAGAUUCCUCCUGAGAUGCAGCUCAUUGUUGCUAGCUCUGGGCUUUGGGGCAGUGGAGUUGAACAUUUUAUAAAUCUUAUUGAAGCUUGGCAGAAAGAGGGGAGCAUGGACGGGAUUCAAGUCGAAGUAUAGUGCUAAGAUCGAGGUCUAUUUGUUAGUUAGGAUUAAUCUGAGAAAGAGCACAAAGUAGACAAGAGUAUGAAGCGAAAGAUUCUGGAAUAGUAGUGCAUUGUUUAAUUACAGCUUGGGUUAAACACAGAGUCUAUAGUGUAUCUGUGUCCGGCUAUAUGUAUCUAUAUAUCUAAUUAUCCUAAUAGUCCUACUGAUCCUACAAUACUUAGGGCUGCGAAGUCUGGUAGGACAUCUAGGAUAUCUGGGACUCAAGUGAAUGUUGACGUCACGUGACUCCUUCGUUCAUAGGGACGCGCUCUCCUCUGUUCCUUC